CACCUUGUAACUCGGUACUUAUGGUGCAUUAUGAGUUAUAACUCGACAUUAAUUAUUAUUCAUUUUUUGUUUAUAAUUGACACUUUUAUUAGCGACUUAAUGAUCAUCAUUUCCAUCUUAAUGAUCAAACUGUAAUAACCGAGAGAGUGUGAGAAAAAAAAGAAAAGAAGAGAGGGGAGAACACGUGGGGGCACAUGCCCCCACUUAAAAUUUUAUUUCUCUCUUCUCCUCUUCUUCGACACUCCCCCCUCCCCUUCAGUUCUUCUUUCUCUUUCAUUUCCUCUCAAAAAUCAAAAUGUAAAACCCUCGUUUCUCUUCUCUUACCAACUAGAUUUCUUCAUCUCUUCUCCUUGUAACCAACCACCCAAUAUCAUCAAACUCACCUUUAUCAUCUUGCUUUCUUUUCUUCUCUACUCUACCUCUAUUAAUCAAAAUCUCAUUUUCUCAAAAUCCCAAAUCAUGGAAUGUCAACUUAAUGAGUGAAAGAAGCAUUUAACUUUGAGUUCCAAUUAUUAUUGAGGCUUCAAGAGUUGUAGAGUUAUUGGACAUCAUUUGGUAGCUCGUUGACGUGCUCAGAGUUGCUUCCGGUUCUUUGAAAUCAAGUUAUACAGGAGUCAUUCCAGGUUCCAUUCCACCUGCCUCUCAGUAGAUCUUAGUCAUUUUGGUGAGCCCUUCUUCUUUCCAAGGGCUAAGUAAUUAUGUAAUGGAACCUUGCUCAAAAUUUAGAUUAUGUCAAUGCUCCAUAUGUCACAGGCAGGAUCCUCGUGUGGGUUAUGUUAUUUUGAAUCUUGAACUGUUUAGAUAGUAAUUAUAAGUUGGUUAUGUAAGACUUAUGGAUUUGAUUAUAUACUUUAGUUAUCAACUUGAUAUAUAUGAUGCGUAUUCUGGAUAUAUUUGGUUGUGGAUAUGGUUGGAAUAUGUUGUUGUUGUUGUCUUUGGAAAUGGAUGUUUAUUAUCGAUACAGGGAGUUAAUAUUUAUAUUGGUAAGGUCCUAGAAACAUAGGAGGUUCUGUCCGUUUUUCUGAAAAUUCGGUCGUUUGGCUUGCUGAGGGACUUGUCCCUUAAGCGCCAGUCAUGGCUUGGUUCGGGUCAUGACAAAAUGGUAUCAGAGCUUUAGGUUUCCCUGUGUAAUAUGGAGCAAGUGUUCUUUAGUAAGAUCACAAUUGUGCAAAUGGAAGCCGGCCCAUUUUCACAAAGUGUGAUGUUACUAGAGGCCUAUAGGAAGUUGUCCUCGAUCUUUUGGUCUUAUAAUUCUUUCUGUCUGUCCUAUUGUCUUUGAACUCCAUAUACAUAUGUCGUUGGUGAUCCAAUCGCUUUAUUUACUCAAUAGGUGGAAGAUGCCACCUAAGAAAAGACGUGGUGGAGCUGUUAAUGCUCCUGAUACUGCUGAGUCCAAUAGGGCAGUUUCUCCGUCGCUUGGAGCGCUUCGACAAAGGCCAAGGAGCCAAAGGAUAGCUGAUAGGCGCGAAGAAGAGAACCCCGCAAUAAGAGAGGCUCAACCGGACUUAGCGGUUGAAUUAAGGGGAAUGAAUCAAACCCUUAAUGCGGUAUUACAGGCCCUAACAAAUCAAAAUAGGGGCGGAGCAGGCAUUCCUAGUAUGCCAAAUCCUCAGCCUCAUAGAGUUCAUCAAUUGUUUGGGGAUCAAAAGCUGCCAAUUGAAAAGUAUUUGAAGUUGAAUUCGUCCACUUUCAAUGGAGAUUCAUUGGAUGAAGAUCCACAACAAUAUCUAGAGGAUGCAAAGAAAGCUAUUCGAGCUUUCAAGUGCACCAAAGAAUGGGCUGUUGAGUUAGUAUCCUAUAACCUGCGUGGUUCAGCAAGAUAUUGGUAUGAGUCUCUUCUUGAGAGCAAAAAAGCAGAUGGACUUCCUCCUCCUUCUUGGGAAGAGUUCACUGAAGAGUUCCUCGCUCGAUUUUAUCCAGCUAACAAGCAAGUAGAAGAUGCAAUUGCCUUUGAAAGAUUAAGGCAAGAGAAUAUGACAGUGACUGAGUAUGCUAAGAAGUUUAAGACUUUCUAAGAGUGCUCCAUACUUGGUAAAUUCAGAAGAGAUAAAAGUACGUCGGUUCGUUCGUGGGUUGGCAGAACCUAUGCUCACUACUCUUAUGCCUGAAGUCGGACGCAUGUCUUUUAAGGAUGUCCUAAACUCUGCUUAUGGAAUUGAAGCUGGGAUAGCGGAGAGAAAUACUUUUAAGGAUGUUGGUAAGAAGCCUAAAAUGAAGAGACAAUUUUCUGGUGGAGCUAGUUCAGGAGGAUUUCAGUCUCAUCAUGGUCAGACUAAUCAGCAAGGUUAUUCGGGAUAUCGAGCUCGUUCUCAAGCAUCUUUUGGUGGGGUCGCUUCUUCUGGAUCUGCUCCCAUGAGUGUUUCGAAUCCCAGACCUUUUGUUAAGAGCACCUCUCAAUCUAGUGCACAUGGUUCAAAUCAGACAAGGCCAGCUCAGCCCUAUUGUCUUCAGUGUGGGAGUUACCAUUCUGGUAUAUGUUUCAAGGCUACUGGUGCAUAUUUUGGUUGUGGUCAAUCUGGUCAUCUUAGGAGGGAUUGUCCAAAUCCAAGAGGAGGCUUUGCUCCUAGUAUUGCACGUCCUACAACACCAAUGCCAUCAUCUUCAUCUAUGUCUAUUGGAAAUUCUUCUAGUCCUAGUGGCAGAGGAGCAGGUGGCAGGGGUCAGACUUAUAACAGAGGAGGGAGCCAAAGAGGAAGAGGUCAGGCACGUGUGUAUGCUUUAACACGUUAAGAUGCUCAAGCUUCUAAUGCUGUGGUGGCAGGUAUCCACCCCCUUGUUCUCUCAUUGCUGACGUAUACCUCAUCUUGGUUCGGGCCAUGACACAAACGGUCAUAACAUAAAUAUCAUUCAUCAAAUUUAAGUCUAAAAAGGACACUAAUUUCUAUAUCUCAACAGACAAUGCAUGAUAAGUUAUAUUUCAUGUCUUACAUUCUAUAUAUAUAGAAUUAUUAUAAACAAAACACAUGAUAAAUUCUAUUUCAUAUAUUACAUUUUAUAUUCAUAGAAUUAUUAUAAGGAUACACACGUGAUAAGUUCUAUUUCACGUCUAACAUUCUAUAUUCAUAGAAUUAUUAUAUGCCUCUUAAACACUUACUGACUUGAGCGUCGGAGUGUCUUUUGUAGGUAUCCACCCCCUUGUUCUCUCAUUGCUGACGUAUACCUCAUCUUGACGGAGAGCUUACACGUAUUCACCGGCGGACGAGUUAUACACCGGCCAAUCUUAGCAAGAACAAUUGGCGUUGUCUGUGGGGACGAGUAAAAUAAUUCCUACGCCCCUCAAGUUCAUAAAACUUGAAUUACAUUCAUAUUUUUGAACUAAUUUCAACAAUCUUGUUUAAGAUUUUAUUUAAUACUUUUUAUAAA
Messenger RNA from Arachis ipaensis, 3363 nucleotides. NCBI's taxonomy places the organism in Eukaryota, Viridiplantae, Streptophyta, Magnoliopsida, Fabales, Fabaceae. The record is from RefSeq and is a predicted model, not a curated record.